GCUGGGGAGUCUUGUAACAAAAUCAGAUUAACAAUAGUUUAUAAACCGAUUAGGUACACAAAUCAAAAAUGAAAUAGGCUGGAAACAACGAGAGCACAUAAUCUUGCACAAUGAUUGACGCGGCGUCUGCCGAGCUGGCCAGCCACAAAUUGAAUGCACAAUUUGAUGACAAUCUGAAACUGGCGCACGAAGAGGAUAAAAUAAACCAUGUCAAUGGGAAAGAGGCGCCAAAACCGACACCACCUCUAUCAGACGUACCCGCCGAACUGCAGACUUCGUACCGAAGCCUGUUUGUUGCUUGCCAGGAACACGCCGCAUUCUUUGCCAAAGAUCACACUGAAUUUGGCCAACGCUUGCAUGCCGCCCACAUUGCCUGGCAGGACUUUAUAGUGCUUGCCAAUCGACUCGUCCUGCAAAUCGAGGUCUUUGCCCAUGAGUACGACUUUGAUGAACAGACACCAGGGAAUGGGUAUCGCAGCUUCGUGUACGUAACCAAUGCAUGCAUUUCACAUGGCAUCAACAUAUGCAAGCAACUGCUCGCCACACGCAACACUAUGUUUUUCCGGAAGAAGGUCUACAUGAAGGAAGUAGAGGCCUGCUCGCAGCUGCUUUCCUCGAUAUGUACUUGCCUGCAGUAUCUCCUCAUACUGCGGCAAUGGUCGGCCAAUACAGGAGAUCUGUUUGCUUGCGGCAGCCACACUGCGGAGCAGCUCUUCGAGUUGGGCGACACCAUCAAUCAGUAUUGUUUCUAUGGACGUUGCUUGGGAUUCCAGUACGGCGACUCCAUACGUGGUAUUCUACGCUUCCUGGGCAUCAGCAUGGCCAGCUACUCCGAGUCCUAUUACUCACGGGCGGAUGAUGGGACUAUUGUGAAAACCACGCGCAGUCUUUGGACCAGUGGCAAGUACCUGAUGAACCCAGAGCUACGAGCCCGGCGUAUUGUCAACAUCUCGCAGAAUGCAAAAAUUGACUUUUGCAAGUCCUUCUGGUUUCUGGCCGAGUCGGAGCUAAUGCACAAAUUGCCCAGCAUCGUGGGCACCUCCAUUAAGGUGAAUCGGCUAAUCGAGCUGCCGGCGGAGCCGUUUCAAUUACCGCGACGAAAGAACUUUAAGGCGAGUGAGCAGCAGCAGCAAAACAGCAGCGAUGUAAACCAAAACCAAGGCAACGAUGAGGAUGCCAUUCAAUUUGUGGACAUACCAGUUCCCAGUGCUCAUCUGGGACCGGGUCUGCCCAUUUCAGUACGGCUGCUCAGCGCCAAGCGACGCUCUGGAAUGCUAGGCGAAGGACGCUAUCGCGGUUGGCACAAGCCCACUCCACCCAGUCGUUCAAUAUUGUUUCACUGCCAUGGUGGUGGCUUCGUGGCCCAAUCAUCAAAAUCUCACGAGCUCUAUCUUCGCGAUUGGGCUGUAGCUCUGGACUGCCCCAUACUUUCGGUGGACUACAGUCUAGCACCGGAAGCUCCCUUUCCGCGAGCCCUUCAGGAAGUAUUUUAUGCGUACUGUUGGCUCUUGAAGAAUGCCGAGCACCUGGGAACGACAGCUGAGCGAAUUGUGUGUGCUGGUGACUCCGCUGGUGCGAAUCUCUCCAUCGGAGUGGCUCUCAAAUGCAUUGAGCAGGGUGUGCGUAUCCCGGAUGGAUUGUUUCUGGCCUACUGUCCGACUCUCGUCAGUUUUGUGCCGAGUCCAGCACGUUUGCUGUGCCUCAUGGAUCCCUUGCUACCUUUUGGCUUCAUGAUGCGGUGUCUGCGUGCCUAUGCCGCCCCCGCCAAGGAAACUUUGCAGCUGAAUGCUAAGCAUGUGGAGGAGGCGGCCCAAAUACGCAAUGCUCCAAAAUCAUCCCUGGGAAGUGCAACUUCCAGUCGGCGUACUUCAUUGGCCAGAAGUACACUAACAUCUCUGGAAGCAAACCCCGAUGAAGAUGACGAGAGCAGUGAUACUUUUGCCAGUGCCUCGGCAUCGUACCACAGCCAGGCCGUGGAACGAACCGAUUUGCCGAACAGCGAGGGUGAUAACAGCUCGUGCGUGUCUUUCGAAGACGAUUCGCAGCCCAUUGUCCAUUACCCUGUUGAGAUUUCAGCAGACCCUCCCAAGGAUCUCGAAUCCGCAGCUUAUAUUGAUCAGUUUUUGGAUAAAUAUCUCAUUGACACGGCCACCAUGGAGGCGACCGAGGAGACAACUCUUCCAGCACCACAAGUGAAGUCCAAUGGCCUUGGCAAGAUUAUUUCUGACGAAAACAUACUGGUAGAGACAGGACGUGACCUCAUUGCGAUAGAUACGCUGCAGGGUCGGUGGCAAGAAGCCGUCAACAAUAUAACCAACACCCUGUCGCGCUGCACAAAAUCUUACGAAAUUCAUGGCAGCAGUGCUCUUAGCCCACAGGAUGUUCGCAAUAUGGACGCAUUGAUAGCCCGCAGUCCCAGCGAAGAGUUUGCCUUCGACGUGCCUAAGGAUCCGUUUUUAUCGCCCUAUUGGGCUACCGACGACUGGCUAUCCCAACUGCCAGAGACAAAGAUUCUCACCCUGAACAUGGAUCCCUGUCUUGAUGACUGCGUCAUGUUUGCUAAAAAGCUUAAACGGCUGGGACGCCAAGUAAACUUGGAAAUACUGGAGGGUCUCCCACAUGGAUUUCUAAAUUUUACUAUGCUAUCAAAUGAGGCUAUGGAUGGGUCCAAGCACUGCAUCAAAUUAUUGCAGGCACUACUCAAGGUAACAUAAAAACCCAGAUAUUGUGACAAGAACAGAACAGCUGACAGUGAGGAUUCCACCACUCCAGCCAUAGAGCAAUUUCUAUAGAUUCAUAAGUUGAAUAUAAUCCACUUGAUCCAGUGAGGUGGAUAUUCGCACGUAAAGGUUAUUCGGUCGAUCUCCACCAGUGGAUCUUUCCAACCAAUUACAUCUGUUGGAGGAAAGUACAAGAUAUUCUUUGCUAUACGCACUUUACUUGCUUUAUGUUUUAUUUCUGCAAUCUCAAGCGUUUUUUAUACACUUUUUAUACGGUUUGACACAGAUUUUUGUUAUUUUUUAUACAUAUACAAAUAUAGAUACGUAGGUUAAGGCUUUUAGGAUAAGCAAGCCAAUUAUUCAAGUAUUGGAAGCAUGUAAACAUGCAAUAUUUAUUACAUAUAUGUAUGUACAAUGUACAAAAUAUGUUCCAGGCACAAACUCGCUAAGAGUCAUUUAAUGUAAAGCGUGCCGAAUAUGUGCCUGAUACGAUGCAUAUAAAUGUAUAAGCAAUGCAUUCACAUCCCCGAAUAGUUUGUGCAUGCAUACACUAUAUACACUACUCUACUCUAUGGAGGCUAGCACGUUAUACUUACAUAUAUUUCUAAAAUGCUGGAGAUAUGCUUAGUUUUCUUUGCCUAUCCCCCGGGAAAUCUUACAAAUCUAUCUUUGACUUUAAAUACGUUUGUAAUCUCUGUCUAAACAAUACCCCAGUGCAGCGUUAUAUAUGUAUGCGAAUA
This is a messenger RNA of Drosophila persimilis, 3460 nucleotides long. It is a transcript of the gene Hsl, whose product is annotated as hormone-sensitive lipase. Gene Ontology annotation, biological process: cholesterol metabolic process; triglyceride catabolic process. Gene Ontology annotation, cellular component: cytosol. Gene Ontology annotation, molecular function: triacylglycerol lipase activity; sterol ester esterase activity. The coding region runs from base 111 to 2714 and encodes 867 amino acids. The transcript is spliced from 4 exons. The record is from RefSeq and is a predicted model, not a curated record. Lineage: Eukaryota; Metazoa; Arthropoda; Insecta; Diptera; Drosophilidae.